AUGCAAACAGAUUUGCACAUCGUACUCAAGUAUAUAAGUAUCUAUCUCUCUCUGACUUUCCAUUUUUCAUAUAAAGUAUAUCUCAGUCAUUUCUUUUCUCUUCCGUCUUCUACCUCCAAUCAUCUCAGUCAUUUCUUUUCUCUUCCGUCUUCUACCUCCAGAUAUCUCAGUUAUUUCUUUUCUCUUCCGUCUUCUACCUCCAAAUAUCUCAGUCAUUUCUUUUCUCUUCCGUCUUCUACCUCCAAAUAUCUCAGUCAUUUCUUUUCUCUUCCGUCUUCUACCUCCAAAUAUCUCAGUCAUUUCUUUUCUCUUCCGUCUUCUACCUCCAGAUAUCUCAGUCAUUUCUUUUCUCUUCCGUCUUCUACCUCCAGAUAUCUCAGUCAUUUCUUUUCUCUUCCGUCUUCUACCUCCAAUAUCUCAGUCAUUCUUUUCUCUUCCGUCUUCUACCUCCAAAUAUCUCAGUCAUUUCUUUUCUCUUCCGUCUUCUACCUCCAAAUAUCUCAGUUAUUUCUUUUCUCUUCCGUCUUCUACCUCCAAAUAUCUCAGUCAUUUCUUUUCUCUUCCGUCUUCUACCUCCAGAUAUCUCAGUUAUUUCUUUUCUCUUCCGUCUUCUACCUCCAAAUAUCUCAGUCAUUUCUUUUCUCUUCCGUCUUCUACCUCCAGAUAUCUCAGUCAUUUCUUUUCUCUUCCGUCUUCUACCUCCAAAUAUCUCAGUCAUUUCUAUUCUCUUCCGUCUUCUACCUCCAGAUAUCUCAGUCAUUUCUUUUCUCUUCCGUCUUCUACCUCCAAAUAUCCGUCAUUUCUUUUCUCUUCCGUCUUCCGUUUUAG
Acanthosepion pharaonis is the source of this 828-nucleotide messenger RNA. Lineage: Eukaryota; Metazoa; Mollusca; Cephalopoda; Sepiida; Sepiidae. The record is from the annotation of a GenBank genome assembly.